CUUACGUACGCAUGCGUGUUAAGGGGAUGGGAAGUUUCGUGUCCUAAGUGGACCACCGGCUUGAAUCUGGCCUUGUCGCUGCUGGAGCCUGCUGGGGCGACGUUUCUCCUUUAAUAUAAGCCGAGAUGUCAGAAGCAGGCAAUGAUCCUGGGAACCCUGGCUGCAGCCGGCCUACACUCUCAGCUGCACGAGGGUUAAUAGGGAGGAGGACUACUGCCCCCAUUACCCCUGGCCGCCUGCCUUCCAUCCGCUCCCGAGAUCUUACCCUUGGUGGAGUGAAAAAGAAAACCUUUGCCCCUAAUAUAAUUAGCAGGAAGAUCAAAGAGGAGCCAAAAGAGGAUGUUUCCAUCAAGAAAGAGAAGAAGGAACGUGAUAGAGACCGACAGAGAGAUGGUCAUGGACGAGGACGAGGGAGGCCAGAGGUCAUCCAAUCUCACUCUAUCUUUGAACAAGGACCAGCUGAAAUGAUGAAGAAGAGAGGUACCUGGGAUAAGACUGUGGACAUGUCUGAUUUUGGCCCAUCCCACAUCAUCAACAUAAAGAAGGAGAAGAGGGAGACAGAUGAGGAGACAAAGCAGAUCCUGCGCAUGUUGGAGAAGGAUGAUUUCCUUGAUGACCCCGGCUUAAAAAAUGACAUCCGGAACAAGCCCGUUCAGCUGCCCCUGGCCCAUUCUGGCUGGCUUUUCAAGGAGGAGAGUGAUGAUCAAGAGGACGUGAAGCAUUUGAGCUCCAGCACCGAGGAGAUAAUGGAAAUGGACAUACCGUCAGUGAAAGUGAAAGAGGAGCCCCACGAUGAAGAAGAGCCCCCACCUGCUCGCAAACCAUCUCUUGCGAAGGCGCCCCCUCCCUUCCCCCAGGACGUGUCCAUGGCAGAGCUGCUGCAGAAGCUGAGCUUGUGCAAGGAAGAUGAGUUGCUGUUCUUGCAGCUGCCGGAUACACUGCCAGGGCAGUCUCCCACCCAGGAUACCAAGCCCAUCAAGACCGAGGUGCAAACUGAGGAUGGGCAGAUGAUGAUGAUAAAGCAAGAGAAGAGCCAGGAAGCUAAAGAAGCUGAGAACAUCUGCACCCUGGGGGACCUGUCAGAAGGGCAGGUGGGGAAGCUGCUGGUCCGCAAGUCAGGGAAGGUGCAACUCGUGCUGGGCAGGGUGACCCUUGAUGUGACCACAGGGACUCCCUGCUCCUUCCUUCAGGAGCUGGUGUCAGUGGGCAUUGGAGACAACAGGAGUGGUGAGAUGAUCGUCCUGGGCCAUGUGAAGCACAAGCUGGUCUGUGCCCCAGACUUUGAGUCCUUGCUGGAACACAAGCAUCGGUAAAAAAUGAGCCGUUGCAAAGUCUUCUGGCUCUUCCUGAGGGGGUCUUACAAACAGCAGUAUCUUUGGCUGCCCAGAAAUGCCUUCUUCCUGGACUGAUGGAUGAAGACUUUCCUAGAGAAGUCUGGCUGCACUGCAGUGAACUGGAACAGCAUGGCAUUCUAUUGCAUUUGGGCACCGAGAGCUGAAAAGCCUCUUGCAGGUGACACUCGUUAAGGGCAGUGGAAACCAAGGGCUGGUGCAAAGACCUAGCAGCUCUGGUUAGCAGGACCUUUACUUACAUGGUGCAAGACUUAAUGUUGGCACAAGCAAUCCCAAGAGCAAAAACCAGUGGGGGUAUUUGAGACUUGGAGCUGAGAUCGGCUGCUUGGUAGCUGUUUAAUGCAGAUGGAGGAGGAGUGGGCUGCCCCCAUUCCAAAUCCCUGUGUAAGCCCUUAGGGUGAGGCCUACUCCUUGUGCUUUCCUAAUGAGUCCUUGCAGCCGCACGCUGUAGCUGUAGCGAAGGAAGAUGAAGUGUUAGGUGUGUGGGCGUAUUCCCAAGAAGCAAAAACGACAUGGUCCCCCAAGCCAUUCUCAUGAUGUACUCCCUAAGUCUUGAAGCCUGAGUCAGAUUGGACAUUUGUGUUUCAAAAUUUAUUCCUAUAGCUUUUUCCCCCUCCUUUGAGCAGAGGCAAAACUUUUGUGCUUUUUAAAAAAGUCUGCUUUCCAGGCCUUGGGACUUUUGCAGUGCCCACGUAAUGUGUGGCAAAAACCACGCCAGGCUUCCUGGACGUAUUAUGAGAUGAUACAAAGAUAAGCCAGAGAGGGAGGAGUCGCCUUGCUUUUUGCUCCCGUCUGUCUGGAAUUGCUCAGCGCCAUCUUUGAUGGUGGGAAUGGUGACGAUGCAGACGACAACACUGGUCUAGGCUUAUUUUCCCUAUUUUUGUCCUACUGUCCAGGCAUCACGCAUGCAAAACAGAUUGUCUCUUCCAGCAGCUGGGAGAGGGGAGGGGUGCAUGCAGGAAAUUGUGCCAAAAUAAAUUUAUCACUAAUCAUCUCUUGGAGAUGAAAAAUUGUGCUUAUCUGCAGCCUGGUUUUGGUCGAGGGCUGCCUUGCUUUUCCAUUUUAGCCCAGUUUUUGUUGUGUGUUUUAAUCAUUGGGCAUGAUGACACCAAAGCUGUGGUUGGCUGGCUCCUUAUGGUACCCAGGAAAAGAAGACAGUCAGUGGUGCCAAAUGCUCAGGCUUUGGGUAUAUGGCAGAGCAACCACUGUGAUCUAUAGAUAGUUUUGAGGAUUUUUUUUUAAAUUCUGAGGGAUUUUUGAGGAAUCACAUGGAAACAGCGGAGUUUGUGACUAAAUAUGGGUAUGACUUAAAGCCAAUUCCUUAUUUAAGCACACUGUUCUUAAACAGGAGCAGUCUCAUCAAGCAAGACAAGGUGCUGGAGUAUCCACAGCCCAAAUCUCCAGCAUGUUUGUAUUACUAAAUAGCGCCAUCAGGUGUUCUCAUUUCGAUCUAGGUGCAAAGAGGGCUUACUUCUUCUCCACUAUGCUGUUUUCCUGACCUCAAUUGAUCCUCCUUGAAACUGCUGUUUGUCCCACUGAGGCAAAGCAAAUAGGAAUGUGGAGUGGGGGAAUCUGUUACGGAAAGGUUCAAUCCAUUGCUCUGCCAUACCAUGACUCACAUCUGAAAGGCUGCUAGUAGCAAUUUAAAAAUGUGUGAAAUCUCUUCACAGGGUUACUCUGAACAUUGUUUGAUUGGCCCAUGAUUGUUGCAGUGCAGGGGUAAAGUUGUUGGACUCUGCCAGGUGUCAAUAA
Molecule: messenger RNA, 3104 nt
Organism: Gekko japonicus
Lineage: Eukaryota; Metazoa; Chordata; Lepidosauria; Squamata; Gekkonidae
Gene: POLR3D
Product: polymerase (RNA) III (DNA directed) polypeptide D, 44kDa
Exons: 9
Coding region: 126-1313 (395 amino acids)
Biological process (GO): transcription by RNA polymerase III
Cellular component (GO): RNA polymerase III complex
Molecular function (GO): DNA binding
Source: RefSeq, a predicted model, not a curated record